AAGAACCCGAGGGGAGAACCGACUCCUGGGAACCGAGAACCCGGCAAAACGGAGCGAGCGCCUGGUGGGAAGAUCCUGCAACCUCAGAGAGUGACAGCUUCCGGAGGGCUGGAGGCCACUAAUAUGUUGCAGAUGGCGAUGGUCAAAGGCAGUGGCAUGAAGGGUUACCUAAAAACUUCCAAUGGGAUUUACACACUUAAAGCCAAGACGACAACCAUUGGGCGACUCAAGGAAUCUGCCCUGUGUUUACAGAGUGGAGGGAUCGAUGAUCGCCAUGCUCUGAUCGAGUUGAACGACUCUGAGAACUGCUUUGUUCUCCAGGACCUCAACUCCUCAAACGGAACAUUUGUUAAUGACUGCCGUAUCCAGAAUGCAGCAGUGCGCCUGGCGCCGGGAGAUGUGCUGCGUUUUGGGACUGGGGGUGACGCCUACGAGUUGCUGGUGGAGACUGUUCCUUCGAUGUUCUGCCCUCCAGUCAGUCAGCGGUCACUGUGGCCUGGACACCUUCAGAUCAUCGAGGACUGCCAGCCCUACUCCUGCCCUGUCACAGCCUCCCAGCUCCCUUGGCUGCCCACUUACACUUCCACCAGUGGCCCGAAUGGUUGGAUUCAAGGCAACAGCGCAACUGUUCCUCACCCGCCCCUGAGGAAACGGGCAGCGAGCGCGGGCAGCAAGCGAGUGACCAGUGCCCCGCAAACUGACACCAGCAGGAGCCCACCCGCUCUCAGACGAGGAGCCUGGACUAAUACCCCUGGUCGAUCUGUGGGAAACGGGGUCCCUUUAUCCAGCUCUCAGAACCAGGAAAUGCUCUUGCAAGAAAAGGAGCAUCAAAUCCUCCGAAUGGGGGAUGAAAUAAGUCGCCUAACUGUUUUCGAAAGUGAGUCCAAACGUAAAGCCACUAUCAUUAUUCACCUGCGAGAUGAGGUGGCUGCUUUGAAGCAGCAGCUAUCCCAGAUGACUCCCAGCCAGAGCGAUUUGGAAAUCACUCAGCAAUUAGUGACACUCGGCUGUGACAUUGAUGCUAAACAGGAGCAAAUUGAAACACUGAAAGAUGAGAUAACCAAGCUUCAGAAAGGCUCCAGCGAGGUGAUGCGGCAUUCUCUGACUGAGAGAGACCUGGAGAUCACUAACCUGAAGAGCGAAACUGAAAAGCUGAAGAAAGACAAUAAUAUCCUCACAGGGCUGGUGACCAGUUUGCAGCGUGACAUCACUGCCAAAGAUCAACAACUGCUACAGCUCCAAGCAGAGGCAGAGAAACUGAGGACAGAGAUCCAGGAUAAGGAUGGUCAGCUGGCAGCCAUGUCAGCUAAGUUUUCCAGAAUGCGAGAGUCGAGAGAGCAACAGGAGGAGCUGGUGAGCAAAGAGAAGGAGCUGGUGACCCAGAGGCAUAAUGCAAAACGGCUGGAGAGUCGGAUGAAGGAGUUGGAGUCAGAGGUCAAGCAGCUCCGUAGUCAACAGGACGACAUGAAGACCAGUGCAUCUGAGGAGAAACAGAUCCAAGAGCAGCUUCAGGAUGAGCUGGAGAGGACCAGGCUACUGCUUCAGGAGAUGGGCCGAAGGGAGAGGCUGGUGAGGGUCGAUCUGGAGCAGGCCCAAGCCAAGCUGGAGCGAUUCCGAAGCCGAAUCAUACAGACCACGUACUCUGCUCCAGGAGUUCAGUCUCCUGAAGAGGCCCUUUCAGAUGAGCAGGUGAUUGAGCAGAUGAAGCAGAUUAUCGAUGAGCGGGAGGAGUUCAAGGAGAAGCUACAAGGUGAACUAGAUUGGAAAGUCUCGGAGGAGGAGAGACGGCUUACCAACACAGAGGGGCUGAGGAAAGCACUGGAUGAGAUGGAGGCCCGCCUGCGGACUGACUUUGGGAACCAGGUGAAGGAAGAACUCGAGAUGCUACAAGGACUCUCCAUUGAUCAGAGCCUUCUUUGGGUACAGGAAGUGGUCACUGGCAUUUUAAGCCUCAUGUUGUCGUGGCAACAGCAGUUAGAGCAGAGCCUAUUGGACGCUGGGAUAGAUACAUCCAGCUGUGAAGGAGGAAUCAUUGGAUACUUUCAGCUGCUGCAGGAGAAGCUUCAUGGGGAAGAGGAGCAGAUAAAAUCAUUGCAGGAACAGGUGGAUCAGGUGCAGAGCUCCCGGGAGAGUGAGAGCCAGCAGCUGCUAACUGAGCUGAGGGCAGAGUGGGAGCGACAGCUGGCAGAAGAGAUAAGGCAUUCGCAGGCAGAGAUUCAGAUAAAGCACGACCAGCAACUGGCUGAGGCGCUGGCUCGGGAGAGAGAGAGGGGAACAGAAGCAGCGGAGGAGGAGAAGAGGAGGCGAGAGGAAGUGGAGCUGCACCUUGAAGAACUGAAUGAGAAUAUGAAGGUGAAGGAUCAGGAGACAGAGGCUCUGAAACUGCAGCUGAGCAACACAUCACAAGAACUGGAAGGAGUGAGGAAGAUUGAGGUUGAUUUGCGAGAGGAGCUGGAAGCUCAGCAGAGACGUCAGAAAGCCGAGAGCGAGGGCUUCAGGGGUCAAAUUGAAGAGGAGAGGCGCAGUCACCUGGAUGAGCUGUCAGAGUUCAAGGAGCAAAUCCGGCAGCAUUCCCGGACAAUUGUGGCUUUGGAAGAGAGACUGCUCACUGUUACUAAACAGCUCCAAGCAGGAGAGGAGGAGAAAAGGAUCCUAACAGGAAAACUCAGGGAGGCUAGGGGGAAACUGGAAGAAUGGGAAAGGAAUUGCACUGUGAGGCAGCCUGUCCAGGCACUGCCAGCAGUAGGAGCGCCAAUCAUGCCAGACACACAUGCCCAGGAACAGGAUAAAGUGCACUCUGAGGUUGUGAGGCUUGCAGCACAGUGCAAAGGUCACCGACACGAGGAGGUCAUUCAGCGACAGCGCAAGGCACUGGCUGAGUUACGAGCCAGGGUGAAGGUGCUGGAACAGACUCCCACUUCUCGAGUCAGCCAGGAGCAGGCCUCCCAACACCUGACGAUUCUGAAGAAGGAGCUGACAGACCUGCAGUCCCAGCGUGCACUCAGCGGGUGUGAAUCCUUCAGCGACUCCUCACACAGUAACAAUUCAGCAAAACUGAAGCAAAAGGAUUCUUUCGCCAAUUCUGAAGCUUUCAUUGAUAGGACAGCACGGUUGGAAAUGUCCGAGGCCCUGGACCUCAGUGAGAGGACGUAUCUGGACCUGGUGAAGGCUCUUUCCAGCCUGCUUGACGUGAAGGAACUUUCUGGGUCACUCUCUUUGAAACAUGUUCCCCGGGAUGAGAGGGAGAAGCUUGGAAAAGCACGGCAAAGGAACCUGGAGCUGUUGAACAGCCGAAUUGCUCAACUGAAGAGUCAACUAUACAGGAAAGACGAGUUGCUGGGGGAAUACGAGAGUGACCUGCUGCAGCUCAGACGGUCAGAGGUCACUCGACAUAAGUGCCAGGCCAAUGUGGAGAGCUUGCAGGAGGAACUGCAGCGACAGAUUGAGGAGAACAAACUGAUCCGAGAGUCCAUGGAGCGAACACAGUCACGCCUCGAACAAGAGAAGAGACUCAACAAAGUCAUUAAGCAGCACAAGGCAGAGUCUCGGAAGAAGAUGAUGCAGGAGAAGCUGAAGAAGAAAGAUUAUGAGAUUGAAACUCUGAAGAGAGAGCUGAGAAAGCAAGGCCAGGAGCUAUGUGAUACCACCACGCAGCUCGUCAACCUGCAGAACUCUAUGAGUUCUGGAAAUGUCUGA
This is a messenger RNA of Rhincodon typus (whale shark), 3696 nucleotides long. Its product is annotated as forkhead-associated domain-containing protein 1-like. The record is from RefSeq and is a predicted model, not a curated record. Gene Ontology annotation, molecular function: protein binding. The transcript has 28 exons. Lineage: Eukaryota; Metazoa; Chordata; Chondrichthyes; Orectolobiformes; Rhincodontidae. Bases 124 to 3696 code for a protein of 1190 amino acids.